This is a messenger RNA of Zea mays, 1943 nucleotides long. RefSeq names its product probable arabinosyltransferase ARAD1. The record is from RefSeq and is a predicted model, not a curated record. Bases 174 to 1613 code for a protein of 479 amino acids. The transcript is spliced from 2 exons. NCBI's taxonomy places the organism in Eukaryota, Viridiplantae, Streptophyta, Magnoliopsida, Poales, Poaceae. Gene Ontology annotation, molecular function: glycosyltransferase activity.
AAAAAAAAACAAUUCUAGAAAGAAGAACUUGGCUGGGAGGCUGGGACUCACGCGUCCUCUCCUCCCCUCUCCCUUUAUGCAACUCAAACUGAAUCGGAUCGAUCCGCCACUCCACCCGGCCAUGCUCCUCCCUCCGUCGCCGCCUCCAGUCCAGCCAUGACCCGCGCUGCCCCAUGGCACCCCGCGGCCGCACCCUCCUCCUCCCGCUCGCCGCGGCCACUGUCCUCGUCGCCUCCACCAUCUUCCUCUUCGCCGCCGUCGGCGCGCGCUGGCGGCCGGCCGACACCGGCCUCCCCGUCCCGCCCGACGCCUUCCCCACGGCCGUGACCAUUGCUUUACCCAACGCCACCACAGGCAAAGAGCUCUCAUUUCUUGACGAGAACGGCCGCCCGGACGACUCCUCCUCCGCCUCAGCAUCCGGCGCCACCGCCGUCAGAUGCGAUCCCCGCGCCGCCGCCGUCAGGGUCUUCAUGUACGACAUGCCGCCCGAGUUCCACUUCGGCCUCCUCGGCUGGUCCCCGCCGUCCCCUGCCUCCGUCUGGCCAGACGUCACGGACGGCUCCCUGCCGCCGCCGCGCUACCCUGGGGGGCUCAACCAGCAGCACAGCGUUGAGUACUGGCUCACGCUCGACCUCCUCUCCUCCUCCUCCUUCUCCUUAUCGCCCCCCUGCGGCCGCCACUCCGCAGUGCGUGUCACCGACCCCCGCGACGCCGACCUCGUCUUCGUCCCCUUCUUCGCGUCCCUCAGCUACAACCGCCACUCCCGGCCCUUGCCGCCCGAGAAGGUCGGCAGGGACAAGGCACUCCAGGAGAAGCUGGUGGGGUACCUCACGGCGCGGCCGGAAUGGAGGAGGUUCGGCGGAGCCGACCACGUCAUCGUGGCGCACCACCCCAACAGCUUGCUGCACGCCCGGGCGGCGUUGUCCCCCGCAGUGUUCGUGCUGUCAGACUUCGGGAGGUACCCACCGAGGGUGGCCAGCUUGGAGAAGGAUGUCAUUGCGCCAUACAAGCACAUGGCCAAGACGUUCGUCAAUGACUCGGCCGGGUUCGAUGACCGGCCGACCCUGUUAUACUUCCGGGGAGCAAUUUACAGGAAGGAGGGAGGAACCAUUCGACAGGAGCUAUAUUAUAUGCUCAAAGAUGAAAAGGAUGUUUACUUCUCCUUUGGGAGCGUCCAAGACCAUGGGGCCAGCAAAGCUAGCCAAGGAAUGCACUCAUCAAAAUUUUGCCUAAACAUCGCCGGGGACACCCCUUCUUCCAACCGCAUGUUUGAUGCGAUAGUGAGCCACUGUGUCCCCGUUAUCAUCAGCGAUGACAUCGAGCUACCUUACGAGGACGUGCUGGAUUACUCAAAGUUCUCCAUCUUUGUCCGCUCGUCCGAUGCUGUCGAAAAGGGUCACCUGAUGAGACUGCUCAGUGGUGUAAGCAAGCAACGAUGGACAGAGAUGUGGAGUAGGCUCAGAGAGGUGGACAGACAUUUUGAAUACCAGUAUCCAUCCCAGAAGGAUGAUGCGGUCCAGAUGAUCUGGCGGUCCUUGUCUAGAAAGGUGCCGUCAAUUAAGCUGAAGGUUCAUAGAUCUGGAAGGUUUUCAAGAUCUGGUAGGGGAAAAUAAAAUAGGAAGGGGCGCGUGUCUAUCUUGUCUCUGUUGGCCAAUCUAAUGUAACACAUUUCACUGACGCAGGCUGUCAUGUUUUCUCGGCUGUCAUGUUUUCUCAGCUGUACAAAAUAGAUAGAAUGUAAUAUUCAGGUUAUCUUUAGGAAAGUUUCUACCUUAGAAUCUGUUGGUGCAGUUGAAGCUUAUACUGUCAAAAGUCAAGGGGCUUGUUUUGUAAGGUAUGGUAAAAUGUAAUCAUGAAAGAGAAACUUAGUUUCGCCGUUUCGGAACAUUGUGGAUGGAACCAUAUUUUUUUUCUGCCAUGUAGAAGAUUUUAUUUUGCCUUUA